AUGCCUGCCAACCAGCAGCAGCAGCAAGACGAGGAGGCGGCCGCUGUCGUUGUCGACCAGGAGGCCCUGGUGAAUGGGCGCUGGGAAGACGAGGAAGAUGACUUGCAGCCACUGAACCAGACCAUCUUCACCAUGUUCGCCGAGUUCUUUCGCAAGGUCUUCGACACCCUGAUCGGCGGCGUCUUCGACAACGGCGACCGGUCCGUGUACCGCUCAUAA
Cyphellophora europaea CBS 101466 is the source of this 219-nucleotide messenger RNA. RefSeq lists its product as uncharacterized. The record is from RefSeq and is a predicted model, not a curated record. The transcript is spliced from 2 exons. Lineage: Eukaryota; Fungi; Ascomycota; Eurotiomycetes; Chaetothyriales; Cyphellophoraceae. The coding region runs from base 1 to 219 and encodes 72 amino acids.